UGUUGCAGACCCCCGUUUCCGAGCUCUGUCAUGGCGGCGCCCAUUGCUUAAGCCGGUGUAAAGGAAAGGGAUGCUUGGUUUUUUAUCUGCGCGACAAAUAGGUUUGGAGGACCCUCUUCACCUCCGGCGAGCGGAGUCCACACGGAGAGUUUUGGGACUGGAAUUAAACAAAGACAGAGAUGUUGAGCGGAUCCAUGACAGUGGAGUUAAUAGCCUUGACAUUGAGCCCAUUGAGGGGAGAUAUAUGUUAUCAGGUGGUUCAGAUGGUGUGAUUGUACUUUAUGACCUUGAAAACGCCAGCAAACAGCCUUAUUACACAUGUAAAGCAGUAUGUUCCGUUGGCAGAAGUAAUCCUGAUGUUCACAAAUAUAGUGUGGAAACUGUACAGUGGUAUCCUCAUGACACUGGCAUGUUCACAUCAAGCUCGUUUGAUAAAACUCUGAAAAUAUGGGAUACAAAUACAUUACAGACUGCAGAUGUAUUUAAUUUUGAGGAAACAGUAUAUAGUCAUCAUAUGUCUCCAGUUGCCACCAAGCACUGUUUAAUAGCAGUUGGUACUAGAGGACCCAAAGUACAACUUUGUGACUUGAAGUCUGGAUCCUGUUCUCACAUUCUACAGGGUCACAGACAAGAAAUAUUGGCAGUUUCCUGGUCUCCACGCCAUGAGUAUAUCUUAGCAACUGCAAGUGCGGACAGUCGAGUAAAAUUAUGGGAUGUAAGAAGAGCGUCAGGAUGUCUGAUUACUCUUGAUCAACAUAAUGGGAAAAAGUCACAAGCUGUUGAAUCAGCAAACACAGCCCACAAUGGAAAAGUCAAUGGCUUAUGUUAUACAAGUGAUGGGCUUCAUCUCCUCACGGUUGGUACGGAUAACCGAAUGAGGCUCUGGAAUAGUGCCAGUGGAGAAAACACACUGGUGAACUAUGGAAAAGUUUGUAACAAUAGUAAAAAAGGAUUGAAAUUCACCGUCUCCUGUGGCUGCAGUUCAGAAUUUGUUUUUGUACCAUAUGGUAGCACUAUUGCUGUUUAUACAGUUUACUCAGGAGAACAGAUAACUAUGCUUAAGGGACAUUAUAAAACUGUUGACUGCUGUGUAUUUCAGUCUAAUUUCCAGGAGCUUUAUAGCGGUAGCAGAGACUGCAAUAUACUUGCAUGGGUACCGGCCUUACAUGAGACAGUUCCAGAUGAUGAGGAGACUACAACCAAGUCACAAUUAAAUCCAGCAUUUGAAGACGCCUGGAGUAGCAGUGAUGAAGAAGGAUAAAUAUUGACCCUCCAUUCUUUGUGUCUCUAUUGGUGAAACUUUUCAAAUAGAGUCUAUUCUUUUAACUGUCCCAUCUAUUUCUGACAGCUAAAUUAGUCUCAAAUUUGAUUAAUUUAUUCUUAUAUUUUAAAA
This is a messenger RNA of Elephantulus edwardii (Cape elephant shrew), 1393 nucleotides long. RefSeq names its product excision repair cross-complementing rodent repair deficiency, complementation group 8 (gene ERCC8). Lineage: Eukaryota; Metazoa; Chordata; Mammalia; Macroscelidea; Macroscelididae. Bases 71 to 1261 code for a protein of 396 amino acids. Gene Ontology annotation, biological process: transcription-coupled nucleotide-excision repair; protein polyubiquitination; proteasome-mediated ubiquitin-dependent protein catabolic process. Gene Ontology annotation, molecular function: protein binding. The transcript is spliced from 12 exons. The record is from RefSeq and is a predicted model, not a curated record. Gene Ontology annotation, cellular component: Cul4A-RING E3 ubiquitin ligase complex; nucleotide-excision repair complex.